AUGGCUAAUCAAUCUGCUGGGCUUGAGUCGUUCAACAUAACCACGAUUCUCGACAAAUCCCCCAACAUGAGCUCUGAUCCGCGCUAUGAAAAGAUCAUCUCGAACCCUGCACCUUCUGACUCGUUCCCUAUUCGUGUUGAUAUCAACGAGUUGUUCAAGGAUGAUGAGGAAUACGAUCGUACCUUCGAGUCGGUAAGUCAAUUUCUGUCGCGACAUUUCCUUCAAUUUUGUCCAUUCAGACAUGGGACUCAAUCAAUUUCUAUUGAAGCAAGGCGCUAACGAGAAAGCAGUUCAUCAGUAAUAUGCCAGGACCAGAGGAGGAUGCCACCACCGUUGAGAAAUGGCUGCGAACCUGGUUCGGCGCCACUGGUGCCUUCCAAUACUACAGCAAGGGCGUCUUGCAAUUUUGCAAGCGCGUUAAGCUUUCGGGGAAAGAUCUGGGAGAAGGAACGCCAAUUCACAUGGUACACAUGGCGGUUCGAUUCCGUCAGCGCAAUUAGUAAGCCCUCUCUUCCUGCCUCGUUAGCAGGCGUAUAAAUUCCUAUCUAGAUCUCGUACUAACCACUUCCAGCUUCUACGGUGGCAAACUAAUGCCAGACAUAAUCGUCGCCUCGAUUUACGACUACGUCCAACGCGCUCGCCUAGUCAACCAAUUGCGUCGCGGUCUCCCGGUUGACAUUGAGUACUUCAAUUGUCUCAAAGCGAACGAGAAGGAUCUCCUGGCUCGCGAGAGCAUCAAGAAGGUUGUGGAGGAUAAGGCGAGAGCCGAUAUCCUGGAGUAUCUGGAGGCGCGGGGAUUUGAGCUGGACAAAACUGAGGAUCCGCUCGGUGACCACUUGGUGGAGGAGGCGUGGCGUUUUAAGGGGGAUUUUAAGGAGCGCCUUCGGGCCUUGAAGAAGGAGAGAGUGAGGAGGAGGGUUUCCGCGGAGUUUUUGGAGUUUUGA
Molecule: messenger RNA, 944 nt
Organism: Hymenoscyphus albidus
Lineage: Eukaryota; Fungi; Ascomycota; Leotiomycetes; Helotiales; Helotiaceae
Source: the annotation of a GenBank genome assembly